AGUUACAUUAGUAGCUGCAGUGGCAGGAAGUAUCUUAGUUUUCAUGGUUUUUAUAGUUACCAUGACAAUGAUCAUCUACAAAAGAUUUCAUAGACGAAGAUUCGAUCCCGUUCCAACUCACGAAGCUCUCAAAAGUGAAGAAGUGAAUAGCACCAACAAAGAUGUUUUCAAAACUGGACGGAAAUCAAAGCCAAACCAUUAUGAGCACACUGAGCAAACCAUUUGUAAUAAAGAUGAAGAGAAGUCAUUAAAUACAUGUACAACUUAUCAAAACGAGGCGGAUACAGUGAUAUCAGACAAUACACUUGACGCAGAGUACAUGCCAAUGGAAGGCCAGAGCAAUAUGAAUAACGACAAAAACGUGGAACCUCAAAUGGAAUAUGUGGCUAUGGAGGACGAACAAACAGGCAAACAUACUGGCAGUUUAUACAGUAAUGAAGGACAAAAGGAAUAUGAAGAUAUAAUUAAAAAACAACGUGUAAUAAACAGCAGGGAUAACAGUGAAAAUACGGACGCUUAUCAGAAUGUCCAAGAACUGGAAGUGCUAGGCUACGAAGAACCGGUGGAACAUCUAAGUAGAACACACUUAUAUCUAAAACUUGAAGAGGAAAAAAUAGCAUCAAGCGAAGAAUAUGAGGACGUAGAACCAAAAAUUAAACCAAAGAAAGGAAAGAAGAAAUGAAUCAUACAAGAAUUCAAUUUGAAAGAAAAUAUUGUUCUUAAGUUAGUGCCAUUCAAGUAAGAAACAAUUUUAAAUUAUAAAGACAAUUGUGAUCACGAAUCUUUCUGUCACAAACAUGAUAUACACUAACAACUGGCAGAACUCUGGAUGUCAAGAUUUGUAUCAGGUUAAUUUGUGAUUGUGCUAAGUUUCCAGUACAUUCGAUUUUUGAAUUUUCCAAACUGUACAUAAUAUGAUUGUAUAUCGUACUGGGGUUGUUUCGUUAUGGAUAAGUAAGAAAGCAAAAUCAAUGACAAAUAAUAUGAACUUCCAGGAUUACAAUAGAAUCAUAUUCAAAACAGUGUGGCUGUGGCCAUUGAUUGACGACCUAAAUUAUCCCAUUGACUGGAACAGAUUAGGUGAACGUUUGUCUGUAACAACCCCUGCUCAUUAUGUAUGUGUUAAAGGAAUUUUGAAAAGGUAUAUACUAUGAAAAUUAGAGCGCGGGGCUUUGCCCCAAACUCUUAUUUUCAUAGCCUUUCUAUACAAUAUCCAAUUUAGCACAUAUUUACAACUUGAGUAAUCCUGUAACUAGUCUAUUGAUAUGUUUUGGCUGACUGGAUGUAGCUCAUUUACGUAGUUUUGUAAAUCUACUCACUAUAAUAUCAUUGUAAAAAUGGGAUUUCAAAAGGCCCUUGACUUUAGAAUGUAAAGAAGGUAGCUGCUGGUGUAAGUAUGUUUAUUGAUAUAAACGAAGCGUUGUUUUACUGUACAUGUACUUGUUUACAUGGUAAGAUGACAAAAUGAAUUGACCAAGAGCAGACAAUUCUUAAAUUGCAGUGAAAGCUUUACAUUCUUGAAAACAUUUUUUUAAUUUCACUUAAAAUCUAAAACUAUCUUGAAAAUGCUUUUGAAUGUGUACAAACAGUUGGAUCCCCCUCCCACAUCUUUGGUUGAAACACCUUUUAAAAAUGGCUGGAUCUGCCCCUGGUAUGUACCCAUAGGUAGUCUAGUGGAUAGUUUAUAUGCAUGAAAUAUUUGUCACUGGACAUUAGGCAACCAAUUAUCGACCAAUUUAUGACUAAAUAUAUCAAAUUGCUUUAUUAAUAAUUUCCCUUCAAAAGAAACAUGGUUGACUCUUUUUGUGUACAAAGUAAUUGCAUGGAAGAUAAAGGAUUACAAAUUUUAGAUUGAGUUGUACUGUAAUCAAGGUAUAAAGCACCAUAAUUAUUACUCUUUAUUUAAAUGAAAGUCAAAAUUAAAUUAAGAUCAAAAGAUUGAUUAGUAGGAUGUUAAAAAUCUGUUUGAAAACUAAUUACAAACUAUUUAGUUAAAUUUGGAACACAAAAUUUAUUUCAAAAUAGCCAGUAGCAGUUUGUAUUUCAAUAUCUUGAUUACGAUACAAUGAAAUCUUACCCUUGUGGUCAUUCAUGCGUAGUUACUUAGUACACGGAAAAAGUAUGUAAUAUGAAAAUUAGAAGGCAAAUUCCAGCAAUUUGAUUGGACGAGAAGUUGUAAGUAUGUGCUAAUUAAAUCGGGCAUCAUUGUACAAAUGUACUUAUUGCAUGUUACAGAAUUGAUCAGAUGUACUUCUCUGAAUCCGUCUUUGCUAUGAACCCUAAAUGCCACAGUUUAAGGACAAAAGUACCAAUUCAAAUACCAAUUCUAAAUGACCACCUGACAAUCGAAGAUGAGUUAAGUUCAGGAAUAUCAUCUCCAUUGUAGUAAUUUUAACCUGAAUUUGACCCUUCAAGCAUGUUUAAUUUAAAAACCUGUUGCAAUAAUUUUAGCGAGAUUCGAUUACUUCUGAUGGCCGAAUCAACAAAAGGCUUUCCUGAGAUACUUUAUUGGUGUUGAGUCCAAUGAUUGUCUUAUUUUAUUUUAUUUAUUUUAUGAAUAUUUGCAACCUGUCACACUCACACAAUAAUGUGUUAAGAACAAGUUGAAUAGUUACUCUAACUCUAACCACAACGUAAUCUCUUAUAAGUAUUACCUUGAAGGAAUGCAGAUGAUCUAUUAUUAAUAUUAUUUUUCAUUUUUAUUACAUCAAGAAAUUAAAACAGUUAUUUCAGAUUAAAGAUGAUUUUUUAUUAUAAUAAUCUAUUUACAAAUAUAUGUUCAUGCAGUACAAUAUAGGAUGAUCCUAUACUAGAAAUAUAAGCAAGCUGGAUUUUUGUCAAUAUAGGUAAUAAUUCGAAUGCAAUACACCAGAAACAACUUCAAUACAUGCGUAAACGAGGAGGGUUAUAGGUACUAAUUAAUUCCAAUUUGUACAUUAACAAAUGCAUAGACUUCUUCCCCUUGGUCGAGUUGUUGUCUCUUUGACACAUUUCCCAUUUUGAUUCUCAAUUUUAUAUUCAUGUGUAUGUAAUGCAGUGUAGAAUAUUUUGUGAAAUCUUGUGAUUGAAUAGUUACCUUGAAAAUACUAUUGUCUUAUGAUUCUUCCAGAUAAUGGCAUCAAUCAACAACCAACUAUGAAUAAGAUGGACCACGAACAAUGUGACAUGUGUUCUCAGACUAUGUUUUCAAAACUAAACAUGCAUUUAAUCUUAUUUUCCAAGCUUUCAAAAACAUAUUGUUUAUGCUUGAUAACCAUUCAAAUAACUUUGCAUAUUAUUU
Messenger RNA from Mytilus trossulus (common blue mussel), 3280 nucleotides. RefSeq lists its product as uncharacterized. The record is from RefSeq and is a predicted model, not a curated record. The coding region runs from base 44 to 682 and encodes 212 amino acids. NCBI's taxonomy places the organism in Eukaryota, Metazoa, Mollusca, Bivalvia, Mytilida, Mytilidae. The transcript is spliced from 2 exons.